This is a messenger RNA of Dicentrarchus labrax (European seabass), 6638 nucleotides long. RefSeq names its product GTPase IMAP family member 8-like. The transcript is spliced from 6 exons. The coding region runs from base 1467 to 5291 and encodes 1274 amino acids. NCBI's taxonomy places the organism in Eukaryota, Metazoa, Chordata, Actinopteri, Moronidae. The record is from RefSeq and is a predicted model, not a curated record. Gene Ontology annotation, molecular function: GTP binding.
GCUAAUUGAUUAAUUUUUAUCAGGCUUUGAUGAUAGAUAUAACUGGGUAUCAUCUGCAUAACAGUGAAACUUAAUGGAGUGAUUCCUUAUACUAUUGCCUAAGGGAAGCAUAUAUAAAGUGAAUAGAAUUGGUCCAAGCACAGAACCUUGUGGAACUCCAUUACUAACUUUAGUGUGCAUGGAGGAUUCAUCGUUAACAUGAAAGAAAAUGUACUCAGGUCUCUGCAAUAGAAUAUGAUGGUCAUUGGUGUCACAUGCAGCACUAAGAUCUAACAGCAAGUACAGAGACAAGUCCAUUGUCUGGUGCAAUUAAAAGGUCAUUGGUAACUGUUACGGCCGCCGCUUUAGUGUAUAUUCAUUAUGGUGUUUCAUGUGAUUCCCUGUUGAGGAUUGGUCCUCUGGAGCAGAGACCGCCUACUUCCUGGUUGCUGUCCCCUGGCUUCAGUGAUUGGUGUGGCUGCAAGUCCACUGAAGCUACCAAUCAGGAGACUUCAAUUAACCCCAGCUGCACUUAAAUAGCUUCUGUGUCCACAGUUCAGGGCGGCUGUGAUCUAGUGAUCAGUUCGCCUUGCUGUUGGUUGCACACCAUUUUGUUAGUGUUUGUACUUUCUAGUGUUGCCUGGCUGUUGUCUGAGUGGAUUCAGCCAGUGCCUUUGUAUCUUUUGUGACCCUUUAAGUUGUUCAGUAAUUGCUAGUUUGGUUUUGUUUCUAGUUUGUAAGCGUAUGGGUGCUGAUCUCUUUUUGUUCUUCAGUAUUAUCCAGUCCUUUUCAUUUUUGUACUAGUUGUUUGUCAGCACCUGUAUAGCCUCUCCUUUGUUGUAUUUCAUUGUGCAAGCAUACUCUCCUUAAUUAAUUAAAACUACUGAUUUUAACCUGAACCUGUCAAUUGUUGUAUUCCAUCUCUUUUUCCAAUUCCAAUUAUAUGUUACUGCUCCCCAAAACGAGCUGGGUCGUAACAUAAAUGGGGGCUCGUCCGGGAUAAAAAAGAAAAUUGUAUAUUGGUAAUUGUAAAUUGACACUGGAAUAGGGUCUGUCAGUGUUUAAUUAAUUGGUGAGAGUUUGCUGGGCUCCUUUGACUACUAGGUAAGUUAAGUGAGCUCAUUAGUGGAUUCAGCUGUCUGCUUGAGUGAGUGCUGCUGGCUACUGAGCACCAUGGCAGAAAAGUUUGAUUUGGAGACAUUUGUUGAACAUCCUACCGUUGAACAAGUAAAUAGUUGUAGGAAGGAUGAUUUAGUGGAGCUAGCUACUCACUUCAAUAUUCCCUUUGUCAGGUCCAUGCUUAAAAAAGAAAUUAGAGAACGAGUGAUUAGUGGAUUGGUGGAACAGGGUGUGAUUACUCUGACUGAGCAGCUGGAGUCUGGGUCUCUUCCCAGUUCCUCAGCAGAAGGAGUGGUCCAAGUACUCAGACACCCUCAGACUCUGGGGAAGUCUACCAGGCAGGUGAGCGAGGGAAGACCCCGUUUAUUAUGCCUAAGUAUGAUCCUUCCCCACAGAGCAGUACUGGAAAUGCCGGGGACCGGCUUAAAGUCCGUCUGGCUCGGCUGCAACUGGAAGCUCAUGAGCGGGAGAUCCAAUCCCAGUUCCAGCUCCAGUUGGAGAUAAGAAAAGCUGAACUUCAGGCUGAGACUGAGAAGGCAGUGAGACUGAGACAACUCGAGCUUGAGGCUUCUGACACAGGGUGGAGUGCUCCUAGAGGCUCAGAUCUGCAACCACUAAAACGGAGAAGCAGCUAUGGAUUGCUGCCACCUUACAUGUCUGAGCUGAGGGUUGUUCUGCUGGGGAACAGCUGGUCUGAGAGGAGUUCAGUGAGGAACUUCAUACUGGGAGAGACUAAGAUCAACACUGAGGAAGAACCAGACUGCUGUCUGACAGUCAGAGGACAGUUAAAGGAGAAAGAAAUAGUUCUCAUCAACACUCCAGAUCUGCUGCAUCCCAACAUCUCUCAACACAAACUGACCGAACAUGUGAAAGACUGUGUGAAACUCUCUGAUCCUGGACCUCAUGUGUUCCUGCUGGUUCUACAGCCUGAAGACUUCACUGAGGAACACAAACUGAGACUACAAUCAAUCCUUGAAAUCUUCAGUGAUCAAUCAUUUGAUCAUUCUCUGGUUCUGAUAUCAACACCCAGAGAGGAGAGUCCAGGGUUGAUGGAAAAAUACCUGGAACGUCCUCCAUUAAAAGACAUGAUCAGAAAAUGUAGAUACAGAUAUUUGAAGCUGAAGAACCUUGAACAUUCAGAGCUGUUAACACGCUUGGGUCAAAUUGUGAAGGAGAAUAAUGGAGAAUGUGUCAGCUGUGAUGUAUUUAAGGACCCAACAGCUACUUUACCAGGUGAUCAUCAAAGUCCAAAACAAAAGGAAACUCAGACUUCUAUCACAGAUGCUGUUAAAGCUGCUGGUUGGAAUAUAGUAAAAAACAUUCAGCAUUUCACAUUCUCCUGGGGAAACCCUUUGACUCAUACAUCUGGAUUCAGGAUUGUGCUGCUGGGAAAAAGUGAGGACAAACAGACAACACUUGGUAACUUCAUCACUGGGAACCAAACUUUUCAUUACCAAAAAACUUCCUCAGUCAAACACUGUGUGAUGGCCAAUGGAGAGUGGAGAGGAAAACCAUUAAUAGUGGUGAAAACUCCAGACAUCUUCAGUCUGUCUGUGGAGACCGUGAGAAGAGAGAUGAAGAACUGUGUGACUCUGUGUCCUCCUGGACCAAAUGUUCUUCUGCUGUUAGUGAAACCUUCUGAUUUCACUGAGGAGAACAGACAAACACUGAAGUUCAUCCUGAGUUUGUUUGGUCAAGAUGCUUUAAAACACUCAAUGGUCAUCAUGACACACAAGGAGAAUCAAAGUAAGACUAUUAAUGAACUCCUUACAGACUGUGGAGGAAGACACUGCAAUAUGGGUGAAAAGGACUACACAUUGUUAAUGCAGAAGAUUGAGAACAUUGUGCAUGAAAACAAAGGAACCUUCCUCACCUUCACUGAAGAGACCAUAAGACCAAAGUCUGAACUCAUCAAACCAGCUUUAAACCUGGUUCUGUGUGGGAGGAGAGGAGCAGGGAAGACUUCAGCAGCCGAGGCCAUUUUAGGUCAGACAGAGUUUCAUUCAGUCUCCAACUCAUCAGAGUGUGUUAAACAUCAGGGAGAGGUGUAUGGACGUUGGGUUUCCCUGGUGGAGCUGCCUGCCUUGUAUGGAGAACCUCAGGAGGCAGUGAUGGAGGAAUCACUCAGGAGUAUCUCCCUCUGUGAUCCUGAGGGUGUCCAUGCCUUCAUCCUGGUCCUACCUGUGGCUCCCCUCACUGAUGAAGACAAGGGAGAGUUAGAGACCAUCCAGAACACAUUCAGCUCUCGGGUCAAUGACUUCACCAUGAUUCUGUUCACUGUGGACUCAGAUCCUACAGCUCCAGCUGUUGUUAACUUUGUGAAAGAAAACAGAGACAUCCAGGAGCUCCGUCAGAGCUGUGGAGGAAGAUAUGUUGUUCUCAACAUCAAGGACAAGCAGCAGAUCCCAGAACUGUUGGACAUGGUGGAAAAAAAUACUAAAAAUAAACCACACGGCUAUACAACUGAAACACUUGCACAUACACAAAUGGAUAAAGUCAUACAACUUGAGAGGCUGAUAAAGAAGAACAAGAUCACUGGUGAUGAUGAAGAACGGAGUCCAGAGUGUCUCAGGAUUGUGCUGAUAGGGAAGACUGGCUGUGGAAAGAGCUCUUCAGGAAACACCAUUCUAGGAAGAAAAGAGUUUAAAGCUGAAUCAAGUCAAACAUCAGUCACUAAACACUGUCAGAAAGAACAGAGUGAAGUUGAUGGUCGUCAGGUGGUUGUGGUCGACACUCCUGGUCUGUUUGACAAUAGUUUGUCUCAUGAAGAGGUUCAUGAGGAGAUGGUGAAAUGCAUCAGUCUUCUGGCUCCAGGACCACAUGUCUUCCUGUUGGUGUUACAAAUUGGCAGAUUUACACCAGAGGAGAAGGAGACAUUAAAACUUAUCAAGGAAGGAUUUGGGAAGAAUUCUGAGAAGUUCAUCAUCAUUCUUUUAACUAGAGGAGAUUCACUGGAACACGAGGAGAUAUCCAUUGAAGAAUACAUUGAAAAGAAAUGUGAUGAAUCCUUUAAGAAGCUGAUCUCUGACUGUGGAGGAAGAUACCAUGUGUUUAAUAACUACAAUAAACACAACCACACACAGGUCAGUGAGCUGAUAACCAAGAUUGACACCAUGGUGAAGGAAAAUGGAGGCAGCUGCUACACUAAUGAGCUGCUGCAAGAGGCCGAAGCUUCAAUAAAGAAAGAAAUGGAGAGAAUCCUGAAGGAGAAGGAAGAAGAGAUGGAGACAGAGAGGGAGGAGCUUCAAAGAAAACAUGAGGAAGAAAUGGAAAAGAUUAAAACAAGAAUGGAAGAACAGAAAGCAGAAAUUGAAAAGGAGAGAAAACUGAGAGAAAAACAACUUGAAGAAAAGGACAAAAACAUCCAAAAGGAACGUGAGGAGAGAAAGAAAGAACAGGAAAUGAGAGAAGAAGAAGAAAGGAAGAGAAAACAACAGGAAGAAAUUCAACGACAGGAGUGGAAACAGAAAGUUGAAGCUUUGGAGGAAAAAAUAAAAUCAGAGUCAGAAUCAAAGGAAACCAUUGAUAGAAAGCUGGAGGAGAGCAGAGAAGAGAUGAGAAAAGAACGAGAGAACUGGGAGAAACAACAAAAAGAAUGGUGGGAAGAACGAUUUGAAGAAGAUGAACAGAGACGACAGGAGGAAGAAACAAAACUGAGGAAACUUCAAGAAGAAUACGAACAGGAAAGAGAAAUCUAUGAAAAGAAAAGAAAAGAAGAGGAUCAAAUCAGAAGAGAACAAGAGGAAAAAGAGAAAAAAGACAUUGAGGAGAACUAUAAGAAAAAACUGGAGAAUCUGAAGAAGACACAUGAAGAAGAAGCCAGAAAGAAAGCUGAAGAGUUCAAUGAAUUCAAAGAGAAAUACAAAAAGGAAUCUGCAGCUCUGAAGGAAGAACAUGAGAAACAAAUGAAAGACAAAGAUCAACAAUAUAAUAUCUUAGAGGCUCUUAAAGUCCACAAUGAAGAACAAAUGAGGAAAAAACAUCAAGAGGGAAUUUGCAAUUUAGUGAAAUGUGUGACCAAAAAGAAAGGAAAUCUGAAAAAAAUCAAUCAGUUACUGACAAAACAUGAAGAAGAAAUGAAGAAUACGAAAAGUGAGGAGGAAAAGAAAAAUUUGCUGCAAAAACAUGAAAAAGAAAUGAAUGACUUGAUACAGGAACUGAUGAAUGAAGAUGAUUCAUGUUGGAUUUUAUGAGCAUAUUUGUUCGAUGUAAACGUCACAACAACAGAUCAGUUUCAGAAGAUUCCUUUUUUCUACUUUCAUUUAGUUUCAAUCAGUGAAACUUUAAAGAAGGAAAUAUUCCAUAGUAAUAUUCAGCAGUGGACUACACUGUAAUGUAAACUAUGGUCACAGAAAUACUUCUCAUUGGCUGUCAGGUGUCUGAAUCAGCAGCCUGUACAAUAUUCAACUGCAGGUAACCAUAGCAACAGUAGGAAUGCUGCAGGCUUCAUCAGCAGGUAACCAUAGCAACAGUAGUGAUGCUGCAGGCUUCAUCAGCAGUAACUGAAACUGAGUGCAAAAUAUAAAGAAUCUCUACAUGGGUUCUUUGGAGUAAUGUUACAGUCUUAGUUUUUAGAUUUUAAUCAUCAGUUUUUACAUUAUUUGUCUCCCUGGUGUUUAUUUUUAUAUCGACUGUUUUAAUGUUUUACAUUUUAUUAUUUCUGUUGUAUUCAUUGUUCAUCGUACAAACUGUAUCUAUUGUUCAUUUUUGUUUUUAUGUGUUGUUUCAGUUUGUUCUGUGAAGUCAAUAAGAGCAUCUGAUAAUAUCUCCCUCUGGCUCAGCUCCAGUGUUCAGUCUGAGAGAUUUCUGGAUGUUUGAGUUGGAUUCUUUAAAUGACAAAAUGUUGAUUUCAGUCUGUUCUGUCUCGUGAUAAAUGAGGAUUUAAACAGUUAAUAACUCACUGACUCUGUACAAUCAUUGGUGUGGUUUUGUUUUAAGUUGGUUUCGUAUAAAGUUUUAUAAAAUCUACAUUAUAUUGUAGAGAUAAUAAUAAUGAUAAUGAAUAAGUUGAUUAUUGUAAACAAGUUUUAGUCUGUAGAAAAUCUUUUUGAUAUGAUGUAGGCUAUUUGUUCCUAAUUAUUAAUGUAAUUAUUGACGGAUUAAAACAGACAACAGCUCAGUAAAGAAAGACUUCAGCAGCUGGAAGCUCUGUUUGGUCUUUAGAGAUGAUCUUUGUUUUCUUUUGAAUAUGAGAAAGAAAAUGAUGUUUGUGAGUGAAAUGAAAUGUUUAGAUGUCAUUCACCCUGUUUUCUCUGCAACACCCAAAUCACAAAUAUCACAGCAAAUAUUAAAUAUGAAUCCAAGCUGAAUAUCAUUUAAACUGCUCAUCAGAUGAAUCAGAAUGAUAAAGAAUGACUUUAUAGACAAUGAAUGCUUUGAUGUUUCUCUGUUUUGUUACAUGUCCAAUAAGAAUAGAUGCUUUAUAACUGAUGACAUCAACUUAAGACAGAAUUCAGAUGAAUCUUUAAUUGUAUGUUCUGUGUUUGAUCUUUGGUUUCUGUGUUUAUCAUUAUGAAAGAUGAAUAAAGUGUUUCCCUGUA